Zonotrichia albicollis (white-throated sparrow) is the source of this 334-nucleotide messenger RNA. NCBI's taxonomy places the organism in Eukaryota, Metazoa, Chordata, Aves, Passeriformes, Passerellidae. The record is from RefSeq and is a predicted model, not a curated record.
AUGAUGUUUACCGUAGGAAACAAUCUGAAAGACAGUACGAGGCAAGGAUGGAGAAAGGGGAAUUUUCAGAAAGCUGAAACUCUUCAAGGGGGAGCUCCUGAGUGCUUUAACUGUACAAGUGCCAAAGCCACAGCACUGCCACGUUGAAGGUGGGGGAAGAUGUUGGCUCUGCAAGAUGAAAUGUGAUCCACACAUGUGUAAUAGACUCAGAUGGUUCUUCCAUAUCUGUAAUAUUUGUAUUUAAAUGAAGUGAAAAUUUCGUUGUAUUUGGGCCUCUGCCCCUAAUUUAAUGCUUGCUUAGUGCUUUUAAAUAAAGUAAACUGAGUAAACAGUC